This is a messenger RNA of Tachyglossus aculeatus (Australian echidna), 3407 nucleotides long. RefSeq names its product prominin 1 (gene PROM1). Gene Ontology annotation, cellular component: microvillus; cell surface; cilium. Gene Ontology annotation, molecular function: cholesterol binding. The coding region runs from base 388 to 3003 and encodes 871 amino acids. The record is from RefSeq and is a predicted model, not a curated record. The transcript has 29 exons. Lineage: Eukaryota; Metazoa; Chordata; Mammalia; Monotremata; Tachyglossidae.
UCGGCAGGGACCUUGUGAGCAGCACAGCUGCGGAGCCCGGGAUCAGGAGGAGAAGAGAGAAAGCAGGAGGAGGAGCGAGGAAGUAAGAGUCCCUGGAGCUCCUUCCAGGAGCCCCAGGAAACUCUAGGAAAAGGCACUGGACUGGGAGCCAAAGGACAGAGAAGGGUCCUGCAGAAAGACACUGGAUGGGUGGUGCCCUGACUCCUGAGAGACCUUGUCUGGCAACCUGAAGCCCUUGUCCUUUCUCCCAGGGAAGUGAAGGAUUGAGUGCAAUCACACUUUCUUUCUCCCCUCCAACUCCUUUUUAACUGGCAGCUUUCGCAUCUUGAAGAAAUAUCGAAGGUUUCACUCCUUGAAAGGAAGAAAUCCCUACCACAUGUUUCCUGCAUGUUGCUAGCCAUGGCGAUUGAACUCUUUUUUUUAUUGCUGAUGCUUUGUGGAAGUACUGUUCCAGUGGGCUCUUCACAUAAAACAUCUUCUGGAACUCUGGAUUUUGGAUAUUUGCCUGCAGGAAGCUAUGGCACGAAUGCCCACUAUGAACCUGGACCAAUAGAGAUUUUGUUUCAAGUUGUGCAUGGCUUCCUUUACGUAGUUCAACCAAAUCCUUUUCCCCGAGAGCUUGUCAGAAAGAUUGCCCAACAGAGGUUUGAACAUUCAAAGACGGAUUAUCAGGAGGCUAUCUACUAUGAAAUUGGUUUUAUUAUUUCUGCUGGCCUGGGAUUGCUGUUUAUUCUUUUGCUGCCUCUGGUGGGGCUUUGCUUUUGUCUGUGUCGUUGCUGUGACAACUGCGGUGGGGAAAUGCACCAGAGACAGAAGAAAAAUGGUGACUGUCAGAGGAGCUGCUUUGCGACAUCUCUUUUUGUCUCUUCUUUAAUAAUAAGUAUUGGCGUACUCUGCGCUUAUGCGGCAAACCAACAUCUAACGACUCAAGUUCGAGGAGCAAAGAAAUUAGUGAAUAGCAAUUUUAAAGACUUGAGAGUCCUCGUGACGGAUACACCAGGGCAAAUUGAUUAUUUGCUGAGCCAGUACAACAGCACUAAGAAUAAAGCACUAGCAGACCUAAAUAACAUUGGACCACUGCUUGGAGGCCGAGUUCAGGGGCAAUUGGCGAAACAAGUGGUCCCAGCCCUUGAUGCUGCUUUGGCCAUGGCAGGGGCAAUCAGAGAAACAAAAGAAGCAUUGGAGAAUGUUAGCGCCUCUAUGGAGAUUCUGCAGGAAGGAACGGACAAGCUGAAUGCCAACUUGACAGAUGUGAAAAUGAAUCUGAGCAACACCCUCAACGACUCUGCCUGCACAACUGCCCAAGCUGCUUCUACUUGUAACGUUAUCCGAAAUUCAUUAAACCAACUGAAUAUCAAUGCCAACUUUAGCCGGCUACCAGGUGUAGGCUUGCAGCUCUCCAAAGUCAAUGAAGUUCUCAAAGUAGACCUCUCCGGCUUAGUUCAAAAGGGCUACGCAGCAUUCAAUGAGACCCCCGAUUUGGUGCAGAACCAAACUAAGAAUAUCUUAUCAGCCCUUCCUUACGUCAAAAGUGUUUUGGAUACCAUUGGUUCAAAUAUCACCAGUUUAACCAAAAUGGUUCCUCUUGAGAAGAUGCUGAAAGAUUUCACGAACUAUCUCUCUCAGGCUGAGACAUAUAUUGAAGAUUAUUUCCCUGCAGUAGAACAAUAUGAUUUCUACAGGUGGCUGGGCUGUUUAAUUAUCUGCUGCCUAGUAGUCCUGAUUCUUGUGUUCUACUACCUGGGAUUACUGUGCGGUGCUUGCGGUUAUGAUAAACACACUACUCCCACCAACAGAGGCUGCAUCUCAAACACCGGAGGCAACUUCCUCAUGGCGGGGGUUGGAUUCAGCUUCCUCUUCUCUUGGGCCUUGAUGAUCAUCGUUGUCUUCACUUUUGUAUCAGGUGGAAAUAUGGAAAAAUUAGUCUGUGAGCCAUUUGAAGAUAAGACUUUAUUUCAGGUUUUGGACACCCCCUACUUAUUAAAUGGGCAGUGGAAAAACUACCUUUCUGGUCUCUUGUUUCAAAAUCCUAAUAUUAAUCUUACCUUUGAGCAAGUUUACAGUGACUGCAAAGAAAAUAAAGGCAUCUAUACCUCCCUUCAACUAGAUAACCUUUUCAAUAUCAGUGCAUUUUUGAACAUUAGUGUGUAUACGGAAGACCUGUCCAUUCGAUUUGAAAGUAUUAAAAUAAAUCUGAGCAAUAUAGUUCUGCUGGAUGAAACAGGGAAAGAAAACCUUCUGAAUUUCAGUUUUUCAGGAAUAGACGGAAUAGAUUUUGCAGCCUACCUGGCUGAGGUCAAUAAAAGCAUAACAAAAGUGGAUCUUUUAUCAUUUGCCAAUGACUUAGAAGCAAGGGCAGAGCAAUUGCCCAAAGGAGCUUUAGAAAAUGCCCUUAAAGGACAUGCAAACAGCAUCAGAAUGAUUCAUCGCCAGCAAGUCAUUCCCAUGGAGCAAGCAAUGAAAUAUGUUAAAGCUAGGAGCACUUUAAAUCAAAGCAUUAGAUUAUUACAGAAGACAGCGACAGAACUUACGGUGAAAGUAUCCCAGGUGAUUGCCAGUGUGGAUGCUGCUCAGUUACUCAUUAACAACAAUGCAUCCUUCAUUAUCAUUCAGGAAACCAAGAAGUACAUGGGUACAAUAAUAGGUUACUUUGAGCAGUACGUUCAAUGGGUCAAGGAUUCAAUAACCAUGGAUGUGGCAGCCUGCAAACCUAUUGCAAACAUAGUUGAUACUGCAGUGGAAAUAUUUCUGUGCAGCUAUGUGACUGACUCUGUGAAUAGCUUCUGGUUUGGUUUGGGAGGAUCUACAAUAUUUUUAAUUCCUGCCAUCAUCUUUGCGGUAAAAUUAUCCAAAUACUACCGCAGAAUGGAUUCAGAAGAUGUGUAUGAUGAUGUUGAAACUGUACCCAUGAAAAAUAUGGAAAAUGGUAAUAAUGGUUAUCAUAAAGAUCAUUUAUAUGGUAUUCCCAAUCCUGUUAUGACAAGCUCCAUGGAACAGUGGUAAAGGAAUUGGAAUUUUGAGCUUCAACAUGCUCAUACAGAAAAUGAGAUGGAAUUGACCUAGCUGUAUUUGGGUGUGUCAGCACUUUCCAAAUUAAGAAACCCAUCUUAGUGGCUUGCUGAGCUCAAUCCUGAUUCAAGAAAAGUGUUGAAUGUUUUCCUAGGAGCUACUAUACGGUAGAACUUACUUUGCUGACACUCUUCAAGGACAAUAUUUACCUUUAACAGAAAAGUUAUUUUUUACUUUUUUAUGCUGGGUUUCUAGAUUGAAAACCAUUAUGUAUUUGUUUAGUUUAAAAUAGUUUUCUUCAAGAAACUGCCCAAACAAAACUCAGAUGUUGAUCAUACUAUUGUAUGAAAAAUAUAUUAAACAUAUAGUUGUUUACAUAAAAAAGCAUUUUGUAUACA